Molecule: messenger RNA, 2604 nt
Organism: Andrographis paniculata
Lineage: Eukaryota; Viridiplantae; Streptophyta; Magnoliopsida; Lamiales; Acanthaceae
Product: protein trichome birefringence-like
Exons: 5
Coding region: 238-2151 (637 amino acids)
Cellular component (GO): Golgi apparatus
Molecular function (GO): O-acetyltransferase activity
Source: RefSeq, a predicted model, not a curated record
CAGAAUUCCCCGCAGUAAAAUAUCGAUGUACUCUCUCUCUCUCUCUCUCUCUCUCUCCAACCCAACCCAACCCAACGCGACCAGGUAGAUAUAUACACUACCCCUUCUGCUCCGUUCUCGUUGCUCUUUCCAACACAAUCUCCUUCCUUUCUUCCUGUUUCUCCCCCUCCUCCAGCCUUCAUCAUCUCCCUCUCUAUGUUUCUGGGAACCGCAUAACAGUUUCACCCUCUGACUGAUAUGGCAGGUGGCGUCACCAAGUACGCACCCAUCAAUGGCGGCACUUUGAUCUCAGACUUCAAAUCCCACUUCUCCAUCCUCCGCCCUCGCCCCAAGAGGACUGUCACUCUUGCCUAUGCCUUCGUCUCCCUUUUCAUUGCCUUCACUCUCUUUCUUGCCUUCACUCCUUCCAACUCUUCCUCUCCUUGGUUUACAAACGUCUUUACCCUACCCUCUCCCACGCCAUCUCCAUCUCCAACUUCUACUUCUACUUCUUAUAGAUCUCAAUUCUCUUCUAUCUUCAAUUAUUUUUUCCCCAAUUCCUCUUCCUCCUCCUCCACCGACAAUGCUGGAUCUCAGGACGCUGCCUUUUCCUCUCCCAAUUUGAACGAGGAGCCUCCUUCUGUGCAAACUCAGACCAAAACUGAAGCUUUGCCUCAUAAAGUUAAGGCUCUGCAGCCAGAUCAUGCUGCCGACUCGAGUUCGCCUCCCAAGUCUCCUGUAAGCACGCCUGUAAAUAAGAAUAGUAAUAGUAUUACAAACACACCGACACCUUCUCCUGAGUUGAACCGAGGCAGUAUAGGUGUAAAAAAUCAGACAUCCGAUGGUAAAGGUGGAGUCUUGAAGAUAAAUCAGACUCGGAGCCAAGCUCAUCGAGAUCAAGUUGAAGUUUUGAAGGCCAAUCAAAGCACAAUUGGGGCCACAAAGUCUAACAAACCUCCGAAUUCGAACGUAGACAAGGCAAUUACAGAAAAGAGAGCGGGCAGCAACCUGACUUCAUCUCUGAUGAAGAAACAGGGUAAUGGCACGAAUUCUGGUGCGGCUAAAAAAGGAAUGGAUGAUUUGGUAAAGACUCUGAUGAAUUGCGAUGUCUUCGAUGGAAAUUGGGUGAAGGAUGAUUCUUAUCCACUUUACAAACCUGGUUCCUGUUCUCUAAUCGACGAGCAAUUCAACUGUUUCCUCAAUGGUAGGCCGGAUAGUGGAUUUCACAAAUUGAAAUGGAAGCCAAAAGGUUGCACUCUACCGAGGUUGAAUGGAAGCCAAAUGCUGGAAUUGCUAAGAGGAAAGCGGUUAGUGUUCGUAGGUGAUUCUCUCAAUCGGAAUAUGUGGGAAUCCCUGAUUUGCAUCCUGAGGAACUCUGUAAAAGAUAAGAAGAAAGUCUAUGAAGAGUUCGGGAGGCACCAUUUCCGAUCAGAAGCCUCUUAUUCGUUUGUCUUCGAAGAUUACAAGUGCACAGUGGAGUUCUUUGUUACUCCCUUCCUGGUUCAAGAGUGGGAAGUAACUGGUAAGAACGGGACGAAGAAGGAGACACUUCGACUUGAUCUGAUCAGCAGGUCUGCUGAUAAAUAUAAAAACGCAGACAUCAUCGUGUUCAAUACUGGACACUGGUGGACGCAUGAGAAGACAUCAUUGGGGAAGGACUAUUAUCAAGAAGGCAGCCAUGUGUAUAGCGACUUGAAUGUCCUUGAGGCUUUUAGGAAAGCUAUAACAACAUGGGGGAGGUGGGUUGAUGCCAAUGUGAACCCCAAAAAGUCGCUAGUGUUCUUCAGAGGCUAUUCAGCAUCUCAUUUCAGCGGUGGGCAGUGGAACUCAGGUGGGCAGUGUGACCAUGAAACAGAGCCAAUAAAGAAUGACACAUACUUGACGCCAUAUCCGGACAAGAUGAUUGUGUUGGAGAAGGUUUUCAGGGGAAUGAAAACGCGUGUGAACUACCUGAAUGUAACGAGGAUGACAGACUAUCGCAAGGAUGGGCAUCCAUCAAUAUAUCGUAAGCAGCAGAUGUCAGAGGAAGAGAGGAGGUCGCCCUUGAAAUUUCAAGACUGUAGCCAUUGGUGCCUCCCGGGUGUGCCUGAUGCUUGGAACGAAGUCCUGUAUGCAGAGCUCUUGGUGAAGCUGUACCAGCAGCAGCAGCAGAGGCAAGAGCAGAAUAGGUAAAAGAAAAUGAAAGCUCCUCUGGUGAUGGGGGGGUGUGUAUUGAUCACCAACAACACAACACCAUGAACAGAUGAAAUGAUAGGGUGGAGAGAAGAAAGGAGCCCCUGAAGUCGGAUGAAGAAGAGUAAUUCUUUUAUUUUGGAAAACGCGUAUAUACAUACAUACAUACAUACAUACAUACACACACACAUAGAGAGAGGGAAUGAAUGAAUGAGUGAAUAUGCGGCCGAUCAGGAGGGGAUACAAGCCAGGGAGAAAGAAAGGAUAGCCAGGUGUGUUGAUAUAUCUAUUACUAUUAUAUAAGUUUUAAAACAGGAAAUAUGAAACAAGAGAGGAUGGGAAAGGGAAAGGAUUGAUAAUUAGUUGGAAAGAUGAGGGCUUGUUUCUUUCCUUGUGAAGAAGAACAAUAAUGUAAUGUUCCCCUAUAAACAUAAUAUAUUUUUAUUGCUUUAA